Molecule: messenger RNA, 1302 nt
Organism: Neurospora tetrasperma FGSC 2508
Lineage: Eukaryota; Fungi; Ascomycota; Sordariomycetes; Sordariales; Sordariaceae
Exons: 3
Coding region: 1-1302 (433 amino acids)
Source: RefSeq, a predicted model, not a curated record
AUGGCCAGCGUAUCACCAACCACUGUAGGGGCAACAGUGACGAUGGAACAACCCUCAAUUGUGGUCACCUCGUCUCCAGAUGGUAGUGUCGCGGUCACGCAUGAGCCUGGCGCAAGUUUGUUAACAGAGACAUGCGCGACGCCCGAGUACACCUUACUUAAUUUGGGACCAUCUGCGAUUUACGCGCCCUUUGUUGGUUGCGUAGACACCAGGCAAGACUGCUGCCCAUUCCAGCCGCAAUCAUCGGUGGAAAUAGGGUUCAACGACGUGUAUCCUGAAACCUCCGAUUCUGAACAGGCGGUCCUAGAACGCUGCCCCGCCGACUACUACUCGAUCUCAGCCAGUUGCUGCCCCAGCGGUUACACUCCAUGGACGACUGACCUAGGAGGCCAGACACCGUGCUUCAGUGUCCUCCAAACAGCAAUGACACCGCCUCCCAUCACGAAUGCGAAUACAGUAUCAUCCAACGGGGCCAACCCCACCGUUGUCGUCUCCGACGUUGUCUAUGCCAUAGGUUACCCCGUUCAAGUGCCCAUCAACAGCUUUCCAGCGGAGGCCAUCGCUGGUACUGUGGCGAGCGUUCUCGGACUGCUAGCUAUUGCAGGGUUGGCUUUGUUUUGUUACACACGGCGGCAGAGGCGGGAGUUUCUCAACCUGGGAAACGAGCUGAACGACCUCUAUGGCCCUAAAAGAACUCCGGAGCCCACAAACACAUUUCGGUCAGGAGUACAAAUCAGCGGGUCCAGCAGUUUCAAGGAUGACAGGACCAUAGUCGAGGAUGGAGCAUAUUCACGGAAGUCAAAGGAAUCUAAACGGAGUCAGCAACAACACUCGCCCUUUGACGGACACCAAUCCAUGGCCCCACCGGUCAACACCCCUGAGAAGGAUAGCUUCCACAGAACGUCAAUCCAUGAGCUGCAAUCGGAGCAGCAGGGACUAAAUCAGAAAUCCAACUUGCAGGUUGAAGAGUCCGACCAACAAGCCCCUCAACAUGAAGAUAGCCACUCGCACGUAAAUGCCAGCGAGCAUGAUCUUCCCAUUCCCUCGCCAUUCGCAUUGGACAAGCCACAACUACCUGCACUCUCACAGCAAGGGGAACUGAACGCAGACGACAUAGUCAACGUGAGCAACUUUGGGGAUGAAACGUUUGCUUCUGCUCACAGCAGCUAUGACUCGAGCCUUUUUCAAGCACUAACAGUUGGAACCGCCCGUCCAGAGCGUCUCUCACGUGCCUACCCAAAGGUUGUCUAUGUAGAGCAGAAAGAUGACGGAAAGUCUCUGUCGGGUGAGGCAGCGAAGUGA